AUGGCAGCACUCAAAUCCCUUAGCUCCCCAGUAGCAGUGCUUCUCUUGCUCACUGCACUUGCAGUGCAGACUCAACUGGCUCACUCGCAGCAAUGCACAUCCCAGCUCAAUAACCUAAAUGUGUGUGCACCAUUUGUGGUACCUGGUGCUGCUAACACCAACCCGAGUGCUGAGUGUUGUAAUGCACUGGAGGCAGUGCAACAUGACUGCCUCUGCAGCACUCUCCAGAUCUCGUCUCGCCUUCCUUCUCAAUGCAAUCUUCCACCUCUCACUUGUGGUAACUAG
Messenger RNA from Populus nigra (black poplar), 285 nucleotides. Its product is annotated as protein MEN-8. The coding region runs from base 1 to 285 and encodes 94 amino acids. The record is from RefSeq and is a predicted model, not a curated record. The transcript has a single exon. Lineage: Eukaryota; Viridiplantae; Streptophyta; Magnoliopsida; Malpighiales; Salicaceae.